AUGAGCAGAUUGUUGGUGGGAGUGACCCUCGAGAGGAUUUGCAAAGCUGUACUUCUCCUAUGUUUACUGCACUUCCUUAUCAUCAUGAUUCUCUAUUUUGAUGUCUAUGCCCAGCGCUUGGACUUUUUCAGCCGCUUCAACGUACGCAACUCUUCCCGCUCUCUGCCCUACGCCAAUGUCUCUCGGCCUAAUAGUACUGCUGGGCCUCUGGGCUCUGAGCUCCUGGCUCCAAGUGUCAAGUCUGUUGGGAGUAACCACACCGUCACUGAGAAGCCCUUGCCACCCUGCCCAGAGAUGCCGCCUGGUCUUGUGGGCCGACUCCUUAUUGAAUUUAGCUCUCCCAUGAGCAUGGAGAGAGUGCAGCGGGAAAACCCGGAUGUUCAGGAGGGUGGCAAGUAUUCACCCCUGGACUGUGUGCCUCGGCAGAAGGUGGCCAUCCUCAUACCUUUCCGCCACCGCGAGCAUCACCUCAAAUACUGGCUGCACUACUUGCAUCCAAUCCUACGACGUCAGAAGGUGUCCUAUGGAAUCUACAUUAUUAAUCAGUUUGGUGAAGACACGUUUAACCGAGCCAAGUUGUUGAAUGUGGGCUUCCUGGAAGCCUUAAGAGAUAGCGAGAGCUAUGAUUGCUUCAUAUUCAGUGAUGUUGAUCUUGUGCCCAUGGAUGACCGGAAUCUUUAUCGCUGUUAUGACCAGCCUCGGCACUUUGCUGUUGCCAUGGAUAAGUUUGGUUUCCGGUUACCAUAUUCUGGCUACUUUGGAGGAGUCUCUGGCCUAAGCAAGACACAGUUUCUGAAGAUUAAUGGCUUCCCUAAUGAGUACUGGGGCUGGGGUGGAGAAGACGAUGACAUCUUUAACAGGAUCUCACUUAAUGGCAUGAAAGUAUCACGUCCUGAUGCACGCAUUGGGCGCUAUCGCAUGAUCAAGCAUGAGCGUGAUCGACAUAAUGAACCAAAUCCCCAACGGUUCACCAAAAUCCAGAAUACCAAGGUGACCAUGAAACGUGAUGGCAUUGGUUCACUUCAGUACCGCCUCGUGGAGAUGUUUCGCCGCCCCAUGUACACCAAUGUAACUGUGGAUAUUGGCCGACCGCCGCCACGCCCCUCUCGGGGUUGACUCUGCUGCUUGGCCCUGCCCAUGGUCCCAUGCAUGAGGAGCAACAUGGAUCUCAGCCCUGACUGGUUCAGAGGACUGUGUCCUGACUGGGACGACCUGUCUGCCUCCUUCAUGGGAAAAGGGGAAAGGCUCUGGACACACCUUUGUCUUGUCCUUGCCUUUGGCUGAAGACCAGCUCCUUAACACUAUAGUCAGUUCUCCACAGUGCCGUUCAGAUUGGAGAAUGAAUGUGUGUUAUAUGCUUGGUCCAGUGUUUCGAUUUUGGGCAGAGCCGAGCCCCGA
Protobothrops mucrosquamatus (brown spotted pit viper) is the source of this 1398-nucleotide messenger RNA. RefSeq names its product beta-1,4-galactosyltransferase 2 (gene B4GALT2). The transcript is spliced from 6 exons. NCBI's taxonomy places the organism in Eukaryota, Metazoa, Chordata, Lepidosauria, Squamata, Viperidae. Gene Ontology annotation, molecular function: glycosyltransferase activity. The coding region runs from base 1 to 1116 and encodes 371 amino acids. The record is from RefSeq and is a predicted model, not a curated record. Gene Ontology annotation, biological process: carbohydrate metabolic process.